Molecule: messenger RNA, 669 nt
Organism: Otolemur garnettii (small-eared galago)
Lineage: Eukaryota; Metazoa; Chordata; Mammalia; Primates; Galagidae
Gene: SPMIP5
Product: chromosome unknown C10orf82 homolog
Exons: 5
Coding region: 1-669 (222 amino acids)
Source: RefSeq, a predicted model, not a curated record
AUGGAAUCUUCCCAGACCUUCAUGAGAACACUGCCCAUCAUACCAGGCUACAGUGGCUUUAUACCGUAUGUUAGCUGCCAGGGAACCUCCACCGAGGAUGACACUGUCCACUGUCUGAAAACCUUCCAGGAGAACACCCAGCGCUAUAAAGACAGGCUGGAGGAAUUUCGCUGUGCUGUGGCCAAUACCCCCAGACUGAAGCCCGUCAACUCAGAGGAGACGGUCCUGCGGGUGCUGCACGAGUACUACCGGCAGUACCACCCCACCAGCCUGGAAUGCAAAGACAUGAGGAAACCUCUCCAGGAGCCCCCGAUCCCAGGCUGGGCGGGCUACUUGCCAAGAGCCAGGGUCUCUGAAUUGGGCUGUGCCACAAGGUACACCGUCAUGGCCAAAAACUGCUAUGAGGAGUUCCUGGAACUUACAGAGCGGGCCAGGAGAGCACGUCUGAAACCAUACGAGGAAAUGUAUGGAGUUAGCGCCACACAACCUUCUGCUGCUUCUCCAACAGUUCCGCAGCAAGAAGGGCUGCUGCCCAAACAUCCCCAGCUCACUAGUCUAGGUAGGAGCUGCCUUGGUCUUGAAAGACCCCUGAGAGAGGACUCGAGAGCUCCAGUGAUGUGUGGCCAUGCUCAGAUUCCAAAUCUGUCUGCAAUGGGAAGAAUAAUUUAG